Molecule: messenger RNA, 3582 nt
Organism: Funneliformis geosporum
Lineage: Eukaryota; Fungi; Glomeromycota; Glomeromycetes; Glomerales; Glomeraceae
Source: the annotation of a GenBank genome assembly
AUGUUCGAAAAGUCAUUAACAGACUUAAUUCGCGGUAUUCGCGCAAAUAAGAAAAACGAACAAAAAUAUAUUGCGGCUUGUAUACAAGAAUGUCGUCAAGAGGUUAAAAAUAAUGACCAUGAUGUAAAGGCGACAGCUAUUUUAAAGUUAACUUAUCUUCAAAUGCAUGGAUAUGAUAUGUCCUGGGCAUCAUUUAAUGUCGUUGAGGUUAUGUCCUCAACAAAAUUUCUUCAGAAAAGAUCAGGAUAUUUGGCUGCCACACAAUCAUUUCGGCAGGAUACCGAUGUUUUAAUGUUAACCACGAAUUUAUUGAAAAAGCUUUUCCUUAAAUAUCCUGAAGCUCUAAGGUUAAGCUUCCCAAGAUUAAAGGAAAAAUUAGAUGAUCCCGAUCCGUCGGUCGUAUGUUCUGUUGUAAAUGUAAUAUGUGAAUUAGCAAGGAAAAAUCCAAAAAAUUAUUUAUCGCUUGCGCCUCAAUUAUUUAAAAUAUUAAAUUCAUCUUCAAAUAACUGGAUGCUAAUUAAAAUUAUUAAAUUGUUUGGAGCAUUAACACCACUUGAACCUAGACUUGCCAAAAAACUAUUACCGUCAAUCACACAACAAAUACAGACAACACAGGCCAUGUCACUUUUAUAUGAAUGUAUACAUACAGUCAUAACAGGUGGAAUGUUAAAUUUAGGUGGAAGUUCUGAUUCAUUGGCUGCUAUGUGCGUUAAUAAGUUGAGGAUAUUUCUGGAAGAUCAGGAUCAAAAUUCGUUAGCCAAAAUUCUCCCAACUCAUCCAAAAUUAGUUUCAGAACACAAAGAUAUAAUUUUGAAAUGUAUUGAUGACCUUGAUAUUAGUAUUAGAUUACGGGCUUUGGAUUUAGUUGUUGGAAUGGUCAACAAGAAAAAUUGCGCAGACAUUAUUAAGCGGCUGAUGGCACACCUUUUACCAUCAAGUAAUUCUGAUCCAUCAACAAGCUAUCCACCCCCAUCCACGCUACUCGAGCCUGCCUACCGGGAAAAUAUUAUAAAUCGUAUUAUUUACAUUUGUUCUCAAAAUUCGUAUAGUAACAUCACGAAUUUUGAAUGGUAUAUUGCCGUCUUGGUAGAUUUGACUUAUGUGGCUGAAGUAAAUGUUGGAGUACUAUUAGCACAACAAAUAAUGGAUGUUGGUGUUCGUGUCAAAAGUGUACGGAAAUAUUGCGUAAAGAUUAUGCAACGAUUGAUUUCGGAUUCAACUCUUUUAGAAAAUUGUAAACUUUUAGAUUCAAAUGCUGAAGUGCUUUAUGCUGCGGCAUGGAUAUCUGGAGAAUUCUGCAGUUAUUUGGAAAAUCACGUCGAGACAAUUGAGUUCCUUGUUCAACCCGGUGUUACAAAGCUUUCGCAUAGCGUUCAAGCUGUAUAUAUUCAUGCAGUUUUGAAAAUUUAUUCUUAUUGGGCUAAUAGUCUAAUUUACAACUGGGAUGAUGAUGCUAAGCAAGAAUUAAUACAGAUAACUGCCAAACUGAAGGAUAAAAUUGGAAUCUUUGGUUCGUGUACAGAUUUGGAAGUUCAAGAGAGGGCAUAUAAUAUACGUGAAAUAUUUUCCAUUAUUCAUCAAAAUUUGGUUAAUGGAGAGAAUAACUUCCAAGAUGAAAAUGUUUAUUCUCCAGCGAAAGCUCCCACAAUAAUCACUGAACUUUCGCCUCUUUUCUUCUCAUACGAACUCAAUCCUGUUGCUCCAAAAGCACAAAAGAAAGUCCCUAUACCAGAGGGGCUUGAUUUGGAUGCUUGGAUUAACGAACCGCUACCAGUGUCAGAAAGUAGUGAAAGUGAAGAAGAGGAGGAGAGUUAUGGAUAUGGUUAUGGACAGAAAUUUGGUGGAAGUGGAGAUUUAAUAUUUUCAAGUGGUAAUGGUACCACUGUCGGUAGACGAAGAGGAAGGAAAAAUGGAAGAAAGGGUGGAUAUGAAAGUGAAGAAAAUGAGGAAAUUCUAGAGAAACGUCUUAAUGAACGAAGGGAACGUAUUAAGAAUGAUCCAUAUUACAUUAACGUUGAUGAUAAAAAAGCUCCACUGAAACUAUCGAAGUCUGUUGGGUUAACUUCACCACGUAAAAUCGAAGAGAUUGACGUGGAUUCAAUACCAGUAGUUCGUUUAUCUAUGAAUGAAUUCGAUUUCAAAUCAAAUAAAAAGUUUUCUGGAAAAUCGAAAAGGUCAAAAGGAACUAAGAAAACGGAUCGACGUUCGCCUUCGCCACCAUCAAUGCCUCCAGUUAUUUAUACUGACAUUGGUGAAAUGCCUGAGAAUGCUACUAUAUCUGAUGACGAGAAAGAAGCUAAAAACAAUAUUGUUCGACAAACUGUCUGGAAUUCGUCGGAAAAAAAUGGUGGCAUUUUAGAUGUUGAUUUUUCAGGUGUUGCUAAUGUGGAUUUAUCAACGCCUUUAGGAGAAGAUGAAAAGUUUCCACAAAUGAGAGUAUAUCUUAGUCCCGAGGAAGUAAGAAGGGUAGAAGAAGAGAAGAGAACUAAAAUGUUGUUGGAAGCUGCUCAGCUAAAAAAGAAUAAAAGUGAUAAAUCAAAGUCGAAAUCUGGUUCACAAACUUCUUCAAAAAUAACAUCUAAUUCUACAUCGAAAGCAAGAAAUAAACGUGUAGAAAAUGAGGAGAAACCUAUCAAAAAGAAGAAGGUAUCCAAGAAAAAGAAUACAGACGAAACAGGGCCCAUGAAAAAGAGUAAAAAGACUGGUUAUAAAAAGAAGUCAAAGAAGAAAUCUGCGUCCGAACAAGUGAUAUUCGAAAACAUUCAAGAUACAAAUGGACCAUAUGAAAUUAUCAAAAUGCCAGUCAAAACCUUGUUAGAUUUGGACGAAUUGCGCGUUUCUUAUACAUUACAUUUAGGAACUGAUAUCGAAAUUAAAAAUGAACCUCCUGUCAUUAUUGCCGAAUUUACUCUACAAAAUAAAAUAUCGGAUAAUUCAUUAACUCAAUUAUCAUUUACUUUUGAAUCUACAUCGGACAUUCAAUUUGAAAAUGCGUCAUUAGAAAUAGGUGAAUUACAAAGUAAUGAACAAAAAGAAAUACAUAUCGAGUUUAAAGUUUUGGGAAUCGUAGGUGUGCGUUUAAAUGUGUCCGGCAACGUUUCUUAUACAACACCGCAAUUGGACGAGGAAGAGGCAACAAUCCACGAUAUACCUAUCAAAUUUGAAUUACCAUUAUCCGUGUUUAUGCUUAAUCUUCCUAAAAUCACUCCAGAACAAUUUAGUUCAAUCGUUUCAGAUUCGUCAAAAUUUCCUUUCUCUGGAUCAACUUUGAUUCAAUUGAACCCAACCGAUCGUACUUUUGAACAAACUUUUCAAGAUGAAUUAAUAAGGUUAACAUCUAUUGCAACUGGUACACGUAUAGUUCAAGAAAUACCUUCAGCAAUAACUAUUUACGGUAAAAGUGUACAAGGGUAUCAAGUUGCAGGAUUAGCAAAAUUAUUUAUUGAACAGAAUGUAGAGGAAAAUGAGUUAAAUGAUCAUAAUAUUAAAGCAAAUAUACGAAUUGAAAUUAAAUGUACGGAACAAGCAUUUAUGGAUGGAUUAAUUAGAGAGAUUGAUAACAUGUUUAAAGAGAUUUUGUGA